Messenger RNA from Suillus subaureus, 495 nucleotides. RefSeq lists its product as uncharacterized. The record is from RefSeq and is a predicted model, not a curated record. The transcript is spliced from 3 exons. Bases 20 to 490 code for a protein of 156 amino acids. Lineage: Eukaryota; Fungi; Basidiomycota; Agaricomycetes; Boletales; Suillaceae.
UGCGCACUCCCGUAGUAAGAUGACCAGGAAUGUACGUUUCAAGUUUGUUGUUUGGAGUCUGAUUAUCUUUGUCAAGGCCACGAGUCCGCCCGGACUCCCACACUGUACCACGGAGUGGUAUCCAAUGGAAGGUCUUGCACCUUUUUGUCCAUCAAACAACGUGGACACACGUCUCCGUUACAACUUUGUCAAGAAGGUUUUUCUUUCCUUUUCUGACACGAGCACGAACCCGUGCCUUUGGCACCGCUGCAUGCUUGAGGCCACGAGGAUGCCACGCGAGGUUGAGGCUGUGCCGCUAUCCCCGACUCCAAUCGACAAAACACUUGCACACGACAUGAUUGAAUAUCCAAAGUCAAUAUACAGCGUGGCACUCGUGUUCCCCUCAUCAGCUAUCCCCACAAUUAAUAUUUCGAGACUUGCUGAUAAGGGGUUAUUAUUCUAUCAUUCAUUCUUCAGCGCCAGCAGUGGGCUAUACCAUAACGGAUUUUGAAAUCU